This is a messenger RNA of Rhodotorula toruloides NP11, 261 nucleotides long. RefSeq lists its product as uncharacterized. The transcript has a single exon. Bases 1 to 261 code for a protein of 86 amino acids. The record is from RefSeq and is a predicted model, not a curated record. Lineage: Eukaryota; Fungi; Basidiomycota; Microbotryomycetes; Sporidiobolales; Sporidiobolaceae.
AUGGCUCGAAUCCCUGGACGAUCUCUGGGACCCUCGCCAAACGCCCUCGAACCGUCUUGUCUCCCCCAGCUUCGGCUCCGCCACAAUCGCCGGACCUCUCACCGUCACCGUCCCCGCGCCUGUCGCCAACAAGCUUCGAGUUGCCCGCACCUUCCGUCCCUCUUCCGUCCGACAGCCUCACCAACACAAACACACAGCAAGACCCCUUCACCUGGCCGCCGGUAUCGGAGAUUGGACUCGAGCCCGAAGACGAGGCAGUGA